CGCUGGGCGGUGGCGGCCAUGCAGGCGGCGGCGCAGGGCUCGAAGGCGGCGGCGCAGGAACUGGUGAAGUUCGUGAACCGCAGUCCCUCGCCGUACCACGUGGUGGCCGAAUGCCGCAGCCGGCUACUGCAGGCUGGCUUCCAGGAGCUGAAGGAGACGGAGCACUGGGACGUGCGGCCGGCGCAGAAGUACUUCAUCACCAGGAACUACUCCACCCUCAUCGCCUUCGCAGUCGGCGGCCAGUUCCAGCCCGGAAAUGGGUUCAGCCUGCUAGGAGCGCACACCGACAGCCCCUGCCUCAGGGUGAAGCGUCGCUCUAAGCGGGGCCAGGUGGGCGUAGUGCAAGUCGGUGUGGAGACCUAUGGAGGGGGCAUCUGGAACACCUGGUUCGACCGUGACCUCACCGUGGCCGGGAGGGUGAUCAUAAAGGACCAAGCCACAGGGCGCCUGGAGCAGCGCCUGGUACGUGUGGAGCGGCCCGUCCUCCGCAUUCCUCACCUGGCCAUCCACCUGCAGCGCAGCAUCAAUGAGAACUUUGGGCCCAACACUGAGCACCACCUGGUUCCCAUUCUGGCCACUGCAGUGCAGGAGGAGCUGGAAAAGGAGGUGCUUAAUUGCGGGGUGUGGAUUGCGGGGUGCAGGGUGUGGUUUGCGGGGCGCAAGGGUGCAGAGGUCGGAGUCCGGGGCGCAGGCCGCCCAUUCCUCCACGCCAGCAGGGGGCGCUGGGCGGGCCGGCGCGGGGCGGUGGCGGCCAUGCAGGCGGCGGCGCAGGGCUCGAAGGCGGCGGCGCAGGAACUGGUGAAGUUCGUGAACCGCAGUCCCUCGCCGUACCACGUGGUGGCCGAAUGCCGCAGCCGGCUACUGCAGGCUGGCUUCCAGGAGCUGAAGGAGACGGAGCACUGGGACGUGCGGCCGGCGCAGAAGUACUUCAUCACCAGGAACUACUCCACCCUCAUCGCCUUCGCAGUCGGCGGCCAGUUCCAGCCCGGAAAUGGGUUCAGCCUGCUAGGAGCGCACACCGACAGCCCCUGCCUCAGGGUGAAGCGUCGCUCUAAGCGGGGCCAGGUGGGCGUAGUGCAAGUCGGUGUGGAGACCUAUGGAGGGGGCAUCUGGAACACCUGGUUCGACCGUGACCUCACCGUGGCCGGGAGGGUGAUCAUAAAGGACCAAGCCACAGGGCGCCUGGAGCAGCGCCUGGUACGUGUGGAGCGGCCCGUCCUCCGCAUUCCUCACCUGGCCAUCCACCUGCAGCGCAGCAUCAAUGAGAACUUUGGGCCCAACACUGAGCACCACCUGGUUCCCAUUCUGGCCACUGCAGUGCAGGAGGAGCUGGAAAAGGAGGUGCUUAUGGAGUCCACACCUUGCAGUGCUGCAGCCCAGGCAGAGCGGCACAGCCCUGUUCUGCUUUCCCUGAUCUGCCCCCAGCUGGGGGUGAAACCAGAGCAGAUUGUGGAGCUGGAACUAUGCCUGGCAGAUACACAGCCAGCGACGCUGGGUGGUGCCUUCGAUGAGUUCAUCUUCUCCCCACGUCUGGACAACCUGCAUAGCUGCUACUGUGCCUUGCAGGCCUUGAUUGACUCAUGUGCAGCACCCUCGUCCCUCUCCCAGGAGCCCAAUGUGCGUCUCAUCGCGCUCUAUGACAAUGAGGAGGUAGGGUCAGAGAGUGCCCAGGGUGCAGAGUCCUUGCUAACGGAGCUGGUGCUGCGCCGGAUCUCUGCAUCACCACACAACCUGACAGCCUUCGAGGAGGCAGUGGCCAAGUCCUACAUGAUCAGUGCUGAUAUGGCCCACGCUGUGCAUCCCAAUUAUGUGGACAAGCAUGAGGAGAAUCAUCGCCCAGCCUUCCACAAGGGCCCUGUCAUCAAAGUGAACAGCAACCAGCGCUACGCCUCCACAGCUGUCACUGAAGCUGUAAUCCGGGACAUUGCUGCCCGCGUGGGUGUCCCUCUGCAGGAGUUCAUGGUGCGCAACGACACGCCCUGCGGCACCACCAUCGGCCCCAUUCUGGCCUCCCGCCUGGGGCUGCGUGUGCUGGACAUUGGCUGCCCGCAGCUGGCCAUGCAUUCCAUCCGGGAGAUGUGCUGCACCUCGGGGGUGCUUCAGAGCAUCACCCUCUUCAAGGGCUUCUUCGAGCUCCUGCCGACGGUCAGCAGCAGCCUGGUGGUCGACUGAACAUGGCGGGGAGGGAGUAGCAGUGGGUUUAGUCCUGGGGCCAUUAAAGCAAUUCUGUCUCACCA
Molecule: messenger RNA, 2237 nt
Organism: Pyrgilauda ruficollis (rufous-necked snowfinch)
Lineage: Eukaryota; Metazoa; Chordata; Aves; Passeriformes; Passeridae
Gene: DNPEP
Product: aspartyl aminopeptidase
Exons: 22
Coding region: 19-2172 (717 amino acids)
Biological process (GO): proteolysis
Molecular function (GO): zinc ion binding; aminopeptidase activity
Source: RefSeq, a predicted model, not a curated record